Molecule: messenger RNA, 969 nt
Organism: Aspergillus terreus NIH2624
Lineage: Eukaryota; Fungi; Ascomycota; Eurotiomycetes; Eurotiales; Aspergillaceae
Product: thiamine pyrophosphokinase-related protein
Exons: 2
Coding region: 1-969 (322 amino acids)
Molecular function (GO): 8-oxo-dGDP phosphatase activity
Source: RefSeq, a predicted model, not a curated record
AUGGGCAAAUCGAAUCUCGAGCUGGUCAAUGAAUGCGACAAAUUUCCGUACUAUCAAGACGACCCAGCAUACUAUACAGCCCACCUCCGAAACUACCAUGCCUUCAAAGUCACCGGAUGCGAUGCCGUCCUAGGCUACAUCGUCAACUCGGUAGUCGACAAGUUCUUCUGGCCCCCGGACUGCUGGGCCAUCGACUCGGCGAACCAGACCGUGACGCUCGUGACUCCCCCGAACACGACCCCCCAAGAUCGAACUCGUCUCAUGGCCAAUACGCUCGCCGAGGCCGUCCGACGGGAGACCUUCGAAGUCCUGAAAGGAUGGCGCAACGAGAUGUACCCCAUCUACGGGCCGGGCGGAGAAUUCCUGUUCGAGAUGGAACGCAGCGCCACCCCGCUGUUCGGCGUGGUGUCCUACGGCGUGCAUGCCACCUGCUACGUGGAGGACGAGCAGGGCCUGCGCAUCUGGGUGCCCCGGCGCUCGCGAACGAAGCAGACCUACCCCGGCAUGCUGGACAACUCCGUGGCCGGCGGUAUGAGCACCACGGAGCCACCGUUUGAAUGUCUUGUCCGGGAAGCGAUGGAGGAGGCGUCGCUGCCGGAGGACGUGGUCAAAGCCAAUACCACUCCGGUUGGCUACGUCUCCUACUUCUACGUGCGAGAUGCGCGGGCAGGCGGCGAAACGAACCUCUUGCAGCCGGAGGUCGAGUAUGUGUAUGACAUCAAGCUGAGCGCUGAUGUGACGCCCAAGCCCAACGACACCGAGGUCGAGGCGUUCCACCUGUACACCGUUGAGGAGACCAAGGCGGCGCUUGCCAACGGCGAGUUCAAGCCCAACUGCGCGGUUGUCCUGAUCGAUUUCUUCAUCCGGCAUGGCAUCCUGACGGCGGAGAACGAACCCGAUUAUCUCGACAUACUGGCCAAGAUGCAUCGGCGCUUGGAAUUCCCGGUCGCCUCUCAUGCGAAGGCGUAG